Messenger RNA from Cucurbita maxima (winter squash), 470 nucleotides. RefSeq names its product agamous-like MADS-box protein AGL62. The annotation marks the transcript as partial. Lineage: Eukaryota; Viridiplantae; Streptophyta; Magnoliopsida; Cucurbitales; Cucurbitaceae. The transcript is spliced from 2 exons. The record is from RefSeq and is a predicted model, not a curated record.
AUGAGGUUGAAAGUGGAAGCCGGUUCGAUGGAGCUGCUUGAUCUCGGUGGUGUCGUUGCCAUUUUCGAGAGACUAGGUUGCCAUCAUUGCCUUCUCUCGGUUUUUUGUUUUGGUCAUCCGAAUGUUGACGUGCUUUUGGAUCGGUAUCUGACUCGAAAUUUGUCGUCGCCGAAGCCGGCCGAGAAUUUUGUUCCUGUAACGGAGUUUAAUCGCGAUUUCGCCGAUUUAGUGUCUAAGUUUGAAGUGGCAAAGAAGCGAGCAGAAGAAUUGACUCACGUGUCGGAGAAAUCGAGAAAUAACGGCGGAUUUUGGCGGGAGGAGGCGAUAGAAGGGAUGAGAUUAGAGGAAUGGAAGGAGUUUCGAUUGUCAUUCAUGGAUUCGAGAGCUAAAGUGGCAAAGAAAGUCGAGAAAAUGAUCCGAGGGCCUCUGUUGCCAUCGUCGUUUCACCUAGCCAAGAACCACCACACAAG